AUCUGUUCUUCCACAUUGGAAAUCUUUCAUCUUCCCCAAAAACGCACUCUUCUGCUGCAUAGCGUUGCCAUGCUGCCGGGAGGCUGUGAAUGAGAAAGUAUGUCAUCAGACUUUGACUCCAGAGAUGAUCUGGUGGAGAGGGGGUCCAUCCCCCUGGACAUCGACAAUGUCCACAUGCUGCUGCAGGUGGAACAAGAACAGAUCCAGAAGAAGACCUUCACCAACUGGGUCAAUGCUCAGCUGGCAAAGCGGAGGCCACCAUGUAUGGUCCUGGAUCUGUUCAAUGAUUUCCGUGAUGGCUCCAAACUGCUGGACCUGCUGGAGGUGAUGAGCGGCCAGCGCCUCAGUCGGGAGAGAGGCAGGGGAAUGUUUCAGCACAGGAGCAACAUUGAAAAGGCCCUUUCCUUUCUAAAGCAGAAAUCGAUCAAACUAGUCAACAUACACAUUCCUGACAUUAUUGAUGGUAAACCGUCGAUCAUUCUUGGCCUUAUAUGGACAAUCAUUCUACAGUAUCAUAUUGAGGAGUUGGCCAGCAGCCUCUCGUUCAGUUCCCGCCAGUCCUCCAUGGAGUCCUUGGCCAGUCUGGAUUCGCGCUCCACCCUGUCGAGCCGCUCGGCCAGCAGCAGUCCUCUUCCUCCCAGAGGCUCACCACUACAUAACCGUUUCAGGGUUUCUGCCAGGAAGGCCCUGCUGCUGUGGGUUCGGGAACAGUGCCACAAAGCUGGCUGUUCCAUAAAUGUGAAAGACUUCAAAGCCAGCUGGAGGAGUGGAGUGGUCUUCCUGGCCAUCCAGUACGCUCUGCACCCUGAUCUGGUGGAUCUGUCCAAAGCCAGAACCAGAAGCAACAAGCAGAACCUGGAGGAGGCCUUCCACAUCGCAGAGAAGGAGCUGAGGAUCCCCCGACUGCUGGACCCUGAUGAUGUGGACGUUCGGGACCCUGAUGAGAAGUCCAUCAUGACCUAUGUGGCCCAGUUCCUGCAGUACUCCAAAGACCUGCCAGUGCCAGAGGAAGAAACGCAGACACCGUACCUGACUCUUCCUAAAAGUCCUUCUCCUAUCAACCUGCCUGUUCACUACACUCCUGCUAUUUCUGCUUCACCUCUGCGACAGGCGACACCUAAUCAAAAGGCAAAGGAAGUGACCUGCUGGCUGGUUCAGGCCUACGACGAGCUGCUAGAGGGAUGGGACUCCACAGAGGGAGAGAGCUACUCCGAGAGAUACCACGUAUUUCAGACCUUCCUGGUGUCCUUUAAUGAGCAGCGACGUCCCAUCAUGCCAUUGUUGACAGCGAUGAGACGAACCUCGAAACUGAGUGAGGAGCAGCAGUCCCUCAGAGAAGCGUGGGACACCCUCACUGACAAGUUACGUGAAUACAAAGUGUUGUUAGACAUGAGUCUCCCGGCGCCCUUGGAUGCGGUGGCUCACUGGUUGCUGAAAACAGAGAAGGCUCUGGCUGAGGAGGAGGGUGAGCCCCAGGACCACGGCCGAGCCGCUGACGACGCCAGGGAGAAACAGGAGCUCCUCAGGGCCUGCCCGGAGGAGAUGCCGCAGCAUGUGAAGACCUUCCAGUCCUUCCAGAACUUAGAUGAGUAUGGAAACAUGAUGGUUCCUACUGACAAGAUGGAGGAACUAAAGAGGAGGUUCACCAGUGUGAGAGUGACUGUUAAAUACCACGGGAUCAAGCUGGAGUACCGGGAGCACAAGCACACAGUUUUGGAUCUGUUGGGGCAGAUCAGGACCAAGCUGCGGCUCUGGAAGAGACCCUACAUCUCCCCGGAGGCUGUCAGGGUGUUGCUGCAAGAAUGGCAUGACGUGGUUAACACACAGGAGCUACCGUCUUUACUGGAAGCAGCUCUUCAUAAGCUAAAGCAGGUUUCUGAGAAAUAUUCAAGAAAAUCUGCCCUCGCUGCAGAUUACCACCAAGUCAGUCAGCAGGUGAAGCAGCUGGAGGAGGACACCGCCCAGGUUUUGGAAGAGGUGACCACAGCCAAGAGCACCCUGGGAAGGGUGCUCUUGGCCUGGGACUCCUACAGCGAUGACCUCAGCUCCCUGCAGGCUUGGCUGGAGCAGGGCUCUUCAACACACAGCCAUGGCCACAGACCUCUGGUGACGUCUGAGUCUCUGGCUGAGUGGGGCUCCAGACAGGCCCACCUGAACGAGGUGGGUAACUUCCUGAUGGAGGCAGCAGACCCUCAGACCAGCAGGAGCCUGGCAGAGGAGCUGUGCAGACUCAACAUGCGCUGGGCUGAGUUCAACAAGAGAAACACAUUUGACAGCACAGCUGAGCCAAGUGCUGACAUCCAGACCAGACCCCAGGACAUCCAAGCUCUGAUCAGAGAGGCCACUCUCAUUCUAAAAGAGCCUCUGGAGACCAUGGCAGGCCCCUUACGCACCUACAGAAAAAGAUUAGAGCUCUUAAUGAGGAAAAUAAAAGAAGUUGAUCUUGAGGCUCUGGCUCCCUCCCAAGAAUGCCCAGCGGAUCAGUUACAGAAACUAAAGCUUGCUAUACCUGAAGUGAUGCAGACCUUGUUUGAGGCAGAACAUGUGUGUACAGAGUUGCAGCACAGUGUAUCGGGUCUGGACAGUCGCCUGGCUGAACUCCUGCACUGGGAGACUGAGGCCCGGGAGCUCUACCAGCUGCUGAGGGCCGCAGAGCGACAAAAACAGCGGGGCCAGGACCCACGAGCCAGGGUCCUGAUUUCCCGUGGUCUACAGCUGGAGGGCCAGGUGGUCACAGAGGAGCAGGACCUGCAGGUGAUGGUGAUGACGACUCAGAAGAACUCUCCUAUCCAGUACCUCCACGCCUCUGCCAUGCAGGACCGCGUGCGAGCCGCUGUUGCACAGUCACAGGAAGCUGUAGGUAUGCUGAGCAGCCUGGGAGCCAGAAGAGACAGAAGCAGAAGCCCUCCAGAAGGGUCACCUCCAUCAAAAGUCUACAAACAGGCUGAAGAAAAGCCUCAAAAUCUGAGACAGUCAGACACACUCAGAUGGCUAACUCAGCAGCCCAAGACAAAGUUAGUUUCUCAUCAUGAAACCUUUGUGCCAAAGAUAGUUGUGCAGGAAUACAGAGAAGAAAAGGUGACUUCUCCUUCACUUCCAUAUACCUACGCACAAGCUGUGAUGCAGACCAGGACAAAGUCGCCACCAGAAGACCAGGCUCAGGCAUGGCCAGAGACGGUUGCACAAAAACAGCAGACUCAGAAACAAGGAUUGAUACAGCAGCAGCAGCUACUGCAGCAAGAACAACUUAAAAGACAGCCAGAAAAAGAGCUACAACAGCAAGAACUCAAGCAACAGCAUCCACAAGAUGUGCAACAGCAGGGGGUGAUGCAAACACAACCACAGCAACUGCAGCAGAAGCAGAACCAACAACAGGUGGAGCAGCAUGUAGAAAUGCAUCAAUAUCAAGUUCAGCAGCAGGUGGUAUCAGACAGACAAACAUCAGAGCCCCACAAGCAGACUUCACUUCAACAACCACCUGUAAAGAAACCGCAUAUCAGCUCCCAGGAGCUUCAAAGCAGAAAGACUCAGGCCAUGAAGAACCGGCCCUGGCUUCAGAAGCAUAAAACUCCAGAUCCUGAACAGGAUUCCACUCAGGAACCAAUUCUGACUAGACAGACUCAGCCACAGUCAGACAGAGAAACAGCAGUAUCAGUUCAGGUUGUUCCACAGCAUACAGCAAGUGCCAGGCCACAGCCUGAGGCACAUGCAAAAGAUACUAAGCAGCCACCGAAACAGCAAAAAGAGCAACAAAAAGAAACACAGCAACCUCAAACUCUAAAGCAGCAGCAGCAAGAAUAUCUGCAACAUCAGCAGCAACAACAAAAAGAGAAGCAUCAGCAACAACAACCACAGCGACUGGAAAAACAGCAAAAGCAACAGGAACAAUUGCUGCAGCAACAACAGGAAAAACAACCACAGCAGGCUCAACCAGAUACAGACACCAAGGCUAAAUCUCAGACCAUAACUAUGGCUCAGCCUCACCCACAAACAAAGGCCCAAAAUCAGAUACAACCCCAAACUAUGGUUCAGUCCAAAUCUCAGGCAGCCUUUCAAGUGCAAGUGCAGUCCACAAGCCUGUCCCACACUACCACAGACGGUCAGCAACCACUGAAGACCAUUUCCCAAAACAGAGUGAGCCAUAGUCAGUCACAGACAAACGUUUUGCCACAGCCCCAUGGCGCCAUUAAGACACAGUCAUUGACCCAGCCACAGAACCAACUACAGCCCCAGGUUCAGACUCAGUCCCAAACAUGUGUCCCAGCUGGACCUCAGCUGUCUAUGCAGCCACAGGGUCUAGCCCUUAGCCCAGCUGUAGCUCAAGUGCAGACAUGGGCUCAAGUCAGACCUUCGUCUCCUAUUCAGGCUCCACUGCAGGGCCAAAUUCAGCCUCCUGUGCCAUCCCACAUUCAGCUUCGUAGUCAUCCACAGUCAUGGGCUCCUGUCAGGCCACCUUCCCCUAAGCCACCAACACAUACCCAUAUUCAAACCCAUCCUCAGCCAAAGACCCAGUCUCAAAUCCAUGCUCAGUCAACGGCACAGGCUCAAACCCAUGCCCAGUCAAUGGCCCAGGUUCAAACCCAUCCUCAGCCAAAGGCCCACCCUCAAACCCAUCCUCAGCCCAUGGCCCAUCCUCAAACCCAUGUACAGUCCAUGGCCCAGGUACAAACCCAUCCUCAGCCAAAGGCCCACCCUCAAACUCAUACCCAGUCCAUGGUCCAGGCUCAAAUCCAUGCUCAGCCAGUGGCCCGACCAAGUCAUGCCCAACCUUCGACUCAAAAUCAAACCCAUGCUCAACUUGUAGUUCAGCCUCAGGGUCAUUCUCAGCCUAUGAUUCAGUAUGCCACACAUGGUCAGCCAGAGGUCCAGCACCCAGGCCAUAUUUCCCAGGGCCAAAUCCAUGCUUGGAGUCAAGUUAGAGUCUCAUCCCCAAUGUCUGUCCAGCAUCCACAGGCUACAGCACAAUCUCCACUUUACCCCCAAGGUUACUCCCACGGUCAGUCUUCAUCCCAGCAGUGGACACCCAAACAAGAGCCACAAAACCAAGCCAUUGCCCAGCAGAGGCAUCCAAUUCCCCAGCCAUACCCUCAGCAAAUAUGUCAAGCUCCACAGUGUCAGGCUUAUUCAACACUUCAGGCUCUACCACAGUGGCCCCAAGCUGGGCCCCAGCAAGGACCUCAGGUUGGGCCCCCCAUGUAUUCUCACAUGGGGCCAUCCUUUCCUCAGCCUCAGAUGCAAACGCAAACCCAACCCUGGGCUCAAACACAACCCCAAAUGAGACCUCAGAGUUCCAUGCAACAACAACCUCAGAUGACCGCUUAUAAUAUGUUGCAUAUCCAGAUGCAACAAAGCCAAGUUCAACAACAGACUUGGGUUCAAGCUCAGCCUCAACUUCAGCCCCAGCCUUAUGCACAACCUCAGUCGCAGCAAUAUUCACAGGUUCAGCAUCAAACUCAGCAUCACCCACAGCCUCAGAUGCAAGCUCAAAUAUCUCCCCAAUCACAACCACCACACCAAGCCCAUCCUCAGCUUCCUUCACAGCUUCAACUCCACCCCCAGCUGCAGGACCAGUCCCAAACACACAACCAGACCCAGUCAUGGGUACAAGGAAAUCCCCAGGCCCAGACUCGGCAGCCUCAGCUCAAUCUUCUGUUUCAGCAGCCACCUACACAAUCCAAACAUCAAGUCCAGCUCCAGCCACAACCAAAUAUUCAGUCACCAACUCAACCAAAAGUUGAAUCACAUCCACAAUCCAAACCUGUUGCCCAAUUGGCACCACAACCAGGGAUUCAAUCACCAACUCAACCUAAGGUUCAGUCAUCAACCCAGGCCAAGGAAGAAUCACUGCCACAAGCCUUACUUGUGCCCCAGUUUCCACCUCAACCCAUGGCUCAGUCAAAAAUGAAGGCUGAAUUACCACCACAACCCAAACCACAGGCCCAAACCGCACCACUACUCGAGGCUCAAUCACCAACUCUACCCAAGGUUCAGUCACCAACCCAACCCAAGGCCCAGUCACCACCACAACCCAAACCACAGGCCCAACCAGCACCACUACUCGAGGCUCCAUCACCAACUCUACCCAAGGUUCAGUCACCAACCCAACCCAGGGCCCAGUCACCACCACAGGCCCAAACAGCACCACUACUUGAGGCUCAAUCACCAACUCUACCCAGAGUUCAGUCACCAACCCAACCCAAGGCCAAGGCACUGCCACAACCCAAACCACAGGCACAAUUGCCACCACAGCCCCAACUUCAGGCUCAGUCCCUAACACUACCCAAGGCCCAAACUGAACCAGAAUCUAAGGCCCAGUCACCCCCACAGGCCAAACCUCAACUUCCACAGUCAAAACCUCAAACCCAGUCUCCUCCGCAACCCAAACCUCAACAGUCCCAAACUAUUCUCCUCUCCCAGGUCAAUGUGCUUCCUCAGUCUCUGGCAGAGUCACCUGACCUGUGCAUUAAACCUCUGGCCCUGGCCCAGGUGCCUCCCCAGGCCUACACUGAGGCUUACUCCAAGGCCCAGGCUUUGGCCAGAAAUGGCUUUGAGGAGGCCAAGCACUGUCUGCAGGAGCACAUCCUUGAAACCAUUAACGUUUUUAAAGACAAAUCUAUAUCAGCCGAGCAAGCAUCAGUGAAAGAGGAGACUCUGAAGACCUUGGACCCAGAGUUGCUAGAGGAGUUCUUGAGAGCAGCCAAGGGCAUGGAGGCCUUUUGUACCCCCUCACAACUCAGUGACAUGGAGUUAUUUACCCAGUCUGUCAGGACACAGUGGGAGGCUUGUUUCUCAGCGGAGGGAAGCUUUGCCCAGGCAGGGCAGCACCUCGAGGCCUUGAAAGAGCUGUGUGACACCCUGAGCCCUGAGGAUGCUCACCGCCUGGCCCAGACUCAGUUGAGGGAGUGUGAGACAAGGCUGGCUGCCAUCCAGCGGCAGUUCAGCGGGGACCAAGAUGCACCACUCCCUGAUUCAAGGAUUCCUGUAGCCUUCAGCGAGGAUCUGACCACACAAAACGAAUCUACAAGACCAAGUGACAAACCUCAUGUCUCCACUGAGGUUCUUCAAGUGACAGUGAAUACACUCUGUGUGGAGAGGAGGGAGGUUGAAAAGCAGGCAUCUGUAGAGGAAGAAGUCACCAAAAAGGAGGCUUUAGAAAGAUAUGAGAAUUGUAAGAGGUCUCUGCAAACCCAACUGGCUAAAAAUGAACAGAGCAUCAAGGAUGUGCCCUCUGACUCCAUCUCUCUGAAAGGCUUGCAUACACGGCUCCAGGAAAUACAGUUCUUGAGGCAGGAGACAGAGUCUCUGUGGUCUGAGUAUGCAAAUCAGUGUUCCCAGUUGAGCAGGAACACUGGUCUCGAACAGGGGAAGGCCGAGCUGCAGGAGCAAUGGCGCUGCCAACAAUCCAAACUUCAGAGGAUGGGCAGCUCGCUGGGCGCCGCCCUCAGACAGAUCGACUCCACCGAGAACCACAUGGUGGACUUCACCGACCGUCUGGACCGCUACCUGAGACAGCCCAAAGACAUCACUGCCUUCACACUGGCUAACACCAACAUCCUCAAAGAUAUCAAGGAACUGGAUGACAACAUCCAGAGCGAGCUGGACCAGCUGUCCCGUCUAGACCCUGACUCCAGCGAUCUGGACCCCAGAGACUGCUUCCCUCUGUCCCGUGAGUUGGAGACUCACAGAACCAGCCUGGAUCAGCUUCGACAGCAGGUCCGGAAGAGUGAAGCAGCCGCCCGUGCCCUCGACCGCUUCCUCAUGUCGCUGCGUACUGUGGACGAGGACAUCUCAGGAGUCCAGGGCGCCCCCUGCCGUGACACUGUGAUACUGCAGGACUGUCGCUCCAAGCUGGCUCUGAUCCGGCAGAGCAUCGACAGUCUGAAAGAAAAGGCGCCUCAGCUGGAUGUGCUCCUGCAGGGGGCCAGAUUGACGGUCACCAGGGAUGGAGUCCCGGCCUCCUGCCUGGACAUGGUAACUGCCCUGCUGAGGAGGCUGGAGGAGGCGGACAGUAGGCUGGCAAGCCAGCAGAAGGGCCUCCAGAAGGAGACGCAGAGCAAAUCGCUGGGCCUGAGGAAGAGGACGCUGCUGGGGGAGCUGAGGAAGCUGCAGGACACAAUUGAAACACAAGGCGUGAAGGAGCCCACCAUACAUGCUGUACAACACAGCCUCCGUGCCUUGUCCGAUUUGGAGGGUCAGCUGCAGGCCCAGCACGCAGAGCUCCAGAACCUCCUGGAACUUCAAGAGAAACAGGGAGGAGGAGAACACUUCCUUCAGGAGCUGGAGACUCAGUGGAAGGAUACUCAGACAGCUUUCUUUGACAGAAAGAAGCAGUGCAGCAUCCUGCUGGAGCUUCUGAAGAAGUUUCAGAGCUGCCGCAGUCACCUGAGCAACACCAUGCAGAAAGCAGAGCAGAGCAUCAGUGAUCAGGCCUCCUACCUGGGCAAGGGCAACCUGCAGAGAAGUAUUACCACGGUGUGUGAUAUUAAGGCAGAGCUGGCAGGUAUUGGGGAGCGUAUGGAAGAGAUGAGAAGUGUUUGCAGACAGCUGCAGUCCCAACUCAAGAAGUUCCCAGACUGCCGCGAGACUCCCUUUGAAGCCGAGGCUGACACACUCAUGGACAACUGGCUGGAUGUGACGGAGAAGACAGAUGCCUACAUGGAUAACCUGCGGGUAGGGGUGGAGCUGUGGGACAAACAGCUGAUGCUGGGGGGGGAGGUGGACAGAUGGGCAGGGGCCAAACUGGCCCUGUUUGCAGAGAGCCAUCCCUUCCACAACAAGCAACAAGUUCUUGCCAUGAGGGAUGAGAUCCAUGUCAAUGAGGAGAACAUUGAGCAUUUCCACAAGAAGUCUGCAGAGAUCCAGGAGAUGCUGCAGAGUCGGGAAGCACCACUGGAGCUGCAGGUGAUGGAAACCCAGCUGAGGAAGCGGAUGGAGCAGGUGAAGGAGCUAUUUGCCGACUGCACCGAUGUCUUCGAGGAACUGAUGGCUGUGAAGAAACACCUAGCUGAGAACAUAGAGCAGUGCCAGUCAGCUGUGGAGAGGAUCCAAGGUUCUGUCAGUAAUGUUGACUCUUCACAACCAAAGGUCGAAGACCAGUUACAGCAUCUGUGUGAUAAACUGGAAGCUCUGGAGCAGCAGGCCGAGGCUGCGAUGAAAGAGGUUGGCUUGGUUUCCAGUGUAGCCAGUCCUCAGGUGCUGGAGGUGCUGUCUGUAGACUGCAGCAGGCUGAAGGAGGCCAUCUGCCGCACCCAGGCCAUGAUCCAGCUGAAGAGAGAGGAGAGGGACAAAGGUCUGCUCAACGUUAUCAAAGAUGAAAGGCAGUCGUUUGAGGAUUGGUUCCAGGACUUGCAGCUGUCCGUCAAUGAGUGCUUUGAGCACCCUGAGAGCAGAGCAGAUGUGGAAACAUCCCUGCAAAGACUCACUGAUGCAGAGAGACGUCUAGAGCAUCUGAAGGUUCAGCUGGAGAGAGGCAGUCAGCAGGCUCCUCUCCAGCAGCUCUCAGAGUUCACCGACUGGCUGAAGGAGCAGCAGAAGGAGGUGGCCACGUUCAGAACCCACUGCCUCAACAGGCAGAAACAAAUGGAGCCGCUCCUCAGGGACUUGAACAGUCUGCAGAAGCAACACGAUAGCUUCCGUGACUGGCUGCAGAACAAAGAAAAACAGCCCGUGGAGGUAGACAAAGUCAAACUUCUACUCAAAAACCUUCAGGAUGAGAGCAGUAGAGCUGAGUCUCUCAGUGAGCUCUUAGCAUCAGUGCGCAGACAAGGCGUCCGAGCUGAAAGCCUCCUGAAGGACGGCGACAACUUGAUACAACGCUACAGAAACCUGGAAAGCAGGCUGCAGAGGAACGCAGACGCCCAGAGCGCCCUGGAGGCAGAAUGUGACAAGUUUAAUACUCAGGCUCAGAGCACCAGGACCUGGAUCACCGAGCUUCUGCAGCCCCUCACCCCCUCUGGCAGAGACACCCAGACACCGGAGAGGAAGCACAGAGCACAGGCCAUCCUGAGCUCCAAAGCCGAGGGAGACUCUAAAAUGAACGCCCUGAGGAGACAAAGUGAAAGUCUGUGUGAGCUGGAGGACCUGCAGGACGGCAGGAAACAAGAGGUCCAGCAGUCGCUCCGAGAAACAGAGGAGCAGUGGAGCAAGGUUCUGCACAUAGCUGAGGAGAAUCUCAGCCAGGCCCAAACACAAGCCCUGUUGGGCAAGGACUUAGACGCUGUCAAAACCCAGAACAAAAAUGUUCAGUCCUGGAUCAGAGACCAGGAACAGAGCAUGCAGUCGCUUGCUGGUUGCAUGCAAGUUGAAGAAAAGCUCCAGAUUGCACAAGCUAUUCUGAGCUCCAAGCCCGAUGGAGAGUCAAAGCUCCAGUGUUUGAAGCAACAGUGCCAGAGUCUGUGUGACAGCCAGGGCUUGGACCAGAGCAGCAGACGAGACGUUCAGGACACAGUCAGACAAACCGAGGAGCAGUGGAGGAAAGUGUUGCAGGCCGCUGAGGAUGGUCUCAACAAGGCGCAGACCGACGCUGCCACUGAAAGGGACUUUGAUGCUUUCAAAAGCCAAAGUGAAAGCAUCCAGUGCUGGAUCAAAGAGCAGAAGCAGAAGCUGUUGUCUCUCGGCAGUCACAUGCCAUUUGAAGAAAGGUUACAGGUCGCACAGGCUGUUAUGACUUCCAAACUUGAGGGCGAGUCCAAGGUACUGGAACUGCAGACACAAGGGGAAGGUCUGCGUGAACAUCUGGAGGAGAGCAGAAAACCAGAGGUUCAGCAGCUGGUGGAAGACACAGAGCAGCAGUGGAGAGCACUUCAGCAGGCCGCCAGGCAGGCCGAGCUCCGGAGUCUUUCAGACGACUUCGACACUCAGAGUAAAAACACUCAGUGCUGGAUCCGAGACAGACAACAGCAGCUACAGGCUGUGGGCAGUCACACACCACCUGACCACAGAUGCCAUGCAGCUCAGACCAUCCUGAGCUCCAAACCUGAAGGGGACUGUACAGUAAACAACCUGAGAAGGCGAGGCCAGAGUCUGUGUGACCAUCAGGACACAGACCAGGGCAGGAAAGCCCAUGUUCAGAAGGCCAUCAGAGACACGGAGGAGCAGUGGAAGACAAUCCUGCAGGCUGCUAAACAGGUGGAAGCUGCUGCAGCAGCCGAGAUUGCCCAGCAGACUGAGAGGAGAGCGUCGGAGCUGAAAGAAUUUGAUACCCAGCAGCAGGACACCCGCAGCUGGCUUACAGACCUGCAACAACGACUGGACUCACUGAAAAGCCAAACCAAAGCUAAGGACCGACUGCACAGUGCUCAGGCCAUUGUGCGCUCCAAGCCCGAAGGAGACUCCAGACUCCAGGAGCUCAGGAGACGAUGCCAGAGUUUGUGUGGUCAGAACCUGGGAGAACCCAAAAAUCAAGAAGUUCAACAAAAAGUAAGAGGCGCUGAGGAGCAGUGGACGAGAGUCCUGCAAAAUGCUAAACAAGUCCUGGAUCAGGCAGAGAAGCGGUGUGCUCUGGAGGGCAAGCAGACAGAAUAUGAAGCCUUGAGAACAAACACCAGAGCCUGGCUGGAAGAUAAGCAGCGGAGCCUCGUCUCUCUGGACAUUCAAACAGAUCUAGAAAAGACAAUAAACACUGCACAGACUGUCCUGAGCUGUAAGCCUGAGGGAGACUCCAGGAUGACAGAACUGAGGAGACAGAGUCAGAUUCUGUCCAACCUGGAGGAGAACACGAGACGGGAGGUUCAGCAGACGGUGAAAGAUUUAGAGGAGCAGUGGAGGACAGUCCUGCAGACUGCCGAGAACUCUCUGGAGAAAGCUGACGUCCAUUACUUGCUCUCCAGGGAGCUAGAGGCCUUCCACACCAAAGCAGGGAUAACUCAAACCUGGGUCAAAAAGCUCCAGCAACAGGCAGAGUCCAAAGGGAGCGGCACUCAGGGCAGCCAUGCUCAGUUAGAGGACCGGCUGAACACAGCACAGGGCAUCUUGAGCUCCAAGACCAAUGGUGAGGCUCAAGUGAUGGAGCUGAAGAGACGAGCACAGAGUCUGUGUGAGCACAAAGACCUGCAGGGAGACAAGAAAGUGGAGGUUGAGCAGACAGUCAAAGACACUGAGCAGCAGUGGGUGACGGUCCUGCAGGUUGCUGAAGAGACACAAAAGCAGUUGAAGGGUGUUGUGGAGCGCCUGGAGUCCUGUGACUACCAGCGAGGCCUGAUUGAGGAGCGUCUAUCUGAGUUACAGAAACAGACCUCCAGCCUGCCCCGUGUCUUCCCCUGGCCCGGCCUGGGAGAGCGGAGGCAGGCGGUGGAACAGGCCCGGAUCAUGCUGGAUCAGAGCACAGCCUUGGCCCCCGUCCUCUCAGACCUCCGCACACAGGCUGCAGAACUGUUUGAGAUCACGCAGGAACGUAGCUGGUCAGAACUGACCUGGGCAGCCAAGCAGGAGUCCAUCCCCGCUCUGCUCAAAGGGCUAACUGAUGCAGUAGCUCAGCUGGAGCAGGGCAUCCUGGCGGAGAGGCAUUGCACCCAGCUGGUGGAGCAGCAUGAAGCAGCCCAGGACUGGCUGAGGGAGCACGUUAAAGGCCUCGGAGCUCCUCCAGCAGACAGACAGGGUCUGCACAGCGCUGUCAACACUCUGAAGGCUUUGCUGCAGACAGUGGACAGGGAGCAGAGAGAGAUGAAGGAGCUGGACUCUGCCAGAGACAGUUUGCUGAGCCUCUGCACGCCUGGAGGCCGCGAUGCCCUGACCCUGGAGAUAAGCCAUCUCCAUGAGCUCUGUGCCACCUCGGAGCAGGAGGUGAGGAAGCGCCUGGUGGCCUGUGAGACCCGGCUGGAGGAGCUGGACGGCCAGCUGGCCAGGAGGGCCAAGGGGCUCAAGGAGAGAUCUGCAGCCCUGCAGUGGGAGCUCCGCUCCCUGGACCAGGCGCUCAGUUACAGCCAACCCCAGAACAACAUCCCUCAGCUCCAACAGCACUGGCACAGCCUUCAGAAAUGUGAGAAAUCGCUGGCAGAUUUGGGUGUGAAAGUUCAGGACCUCCAACAGGAAGUAAAGGCUACACCUGCCACUGAUGAGCUGCCAACAGAAAUUAUGACUCUGGUGAAAUCCUUAUGCCAGCAACAUGACAGUCUAAAGUCCAGGCUGAGUGAGCAUCAGGGUACCUGCUCUACAAACACAGCUCGUUGUCUGAUGGACUGUCUUCACGCCCUGCAGGAAUGGAACCACAGCAAACCAUCAGAAUCCAUUUCUUGUGUGCAGGUUUCUGUAUUUUUCUUUCUUUUUACUUUAUUUUUUUUGUUUUUUGACAAGAGAAAAAGAAAGGAAAAACCGGACAGACAGACCAAGGGACAGCAGUCAAAAUCAUCAUAGAUUAACAGAAAUGCUCAACAACAUGUAAAAUAGGAAAAGAAAAGAAAGAAAAAAAGACAUAUACAUCUCACUUUGUAUUCAGAUAAGAUGUCCAGUUUUUCCAAUAUACUUCACAUUUCCUCCUGGCAUGUCUCAGAGAGAAAGUCAAAUGUUCCAUAACAUAAAUUUCCCGAACUAUUUCUAUCCAUUCAGCAAUUUUUUGCUUUCUUGUUACCUGCUAAUAGUAUUUGUAACAAAUAUCUGUCUUUCUCAGCCCUGUUGGUAGAUUUUCUAAAUACAUAACGCUGAAAUUAAUAAAAUUUCAGCUGUUUAUCAUGUCCUGGUGGUCUAUAGACAUUCAUUAAUGUAACUUCUUUGUGGUCAAUAAAACCUUUGACCAGUAA
Perca flavescens (yellow perch) is the source of this 13733-nucleotide messenger RNA. It is a transcript of the gene syne2b, whose product is annotated as spectrin repeat containing, nuclear envelope 2b. The transcript has 55 exons. Bases 100 to 13350 code for a protein of 4416 amino acids. Gene Ontology annotation, molecular function: protein binding. NCBI's taxonomy places the organism in Eukaryota, Metazoa, Chordata, Actinopteri, Perciformes, Percidae. The record is from RefSeq and is a predicted model, not a curated record.